Molecule: messenger RNA, 1552 nt
Organism: Stegodyphus dumicola
Lineage: Eukaryota; Metazoa; Arthropoda; Arachnida; Araneae; Eresidae
Product: gamma-glutamyl hydrolase-like
Biological process (GO): tetrahydrofolylpolyglutamate metabolic process
Cellular component (GO): vacuole
Molecular function (GO): gamma-glutamyl-peptidase activity
Source: RefSeq, a predicted model, not a curated record
ACCAUUUUUAUACAAGUGCCAUCGUAUACAAAGUAUCACGAAAGCUUACUUAAUUUUCAGAAGCCCGAAAAUAAUCCCACACGUCCUUGUAAUGCCAGGUUGAGUAAGAAGGUGUUUCUACAUCUUGACACUCGAGAAUAAAAUAUGACGAGACAACGAAAUACGACGAAUACAACGAAAAAAGGCGAACAUCGUAAAGUUAAUAAAAUUUAAUAUUUGAUUUCAAAGAAUUCUUAGCAUUCUUAAUAUUUUAAAGUCAAGGAAACAAAGAGGUUGUUUAACUUCUUCUUUCAUUGAUGCUAUCAAGGUCUCGGAAAAAUAUUUAAUUAAAAUAAAAGGAGAACUUAUAAAAAUGAAGUUAUGCAAGUUAAGAAUGAAGAAGAAAAGAAUCUUACUAAUCACGUGGGUAAACCAUAGAUUCUCAUUGGUUCCUGCUUUGUUUGUUAUUUCUCUUGAAGCAUGUGAUUUCGCGUGCUGAAAUUUGAGUGUCAGCAGUUUUCGGUUUCCGCGAUUCAUUGUAAAAGUUUGUAUAUAUGCAUCAAAAGUUAAUUAUGUUUUUCUUUGGAGUUGUCAUUUCAGUAUGUGUGCUAUUUACACUAUGUAUGAGUGUAAAUCCUGUCAAUGACCGGCCAAUUAUUGGCAUUAUUACUGAAGAAGUAAAUUCAACAUUUGUACCGAAUGCAAAAAGUAACAUUUAUGCAUCCUAUGUUAAGUUUCUUGAGGCAGGUGGUGCAAGAGUUGUUCCUGUUAUGAUAUAUAAGUCUAAGCAAUAUUAUCGAGAUCUUCUCAGCAAAAUAAAUGGAGUGCUUUUCCCUGGUGGAGGAAACAUUUUAAGAAGUAAGGGGUAUGGAAGAACAGGGAAACUAGUAUUUGAUAUUGCAACUGAAAUGAAUGAUAAAGGCGAUUUCUUCCCACUGUGGGGAACUUGCUUAGGUUUUGAGUUAUUGAAUUACUUAGCAGCGAAGAAAUUAUGGAUGAAAGCCUGUGCAGCUGAAGAUGUGCCUUCAAAUUUAAAUUUUAUAGAAGGCUUUAAAAACAGUCGUAUGUUUCAAGAUCUUGAUGUGCCAUUGGAAAAAUCUAUGCAAAAUGAAAACGUUACUAUUAAUUACCAUCAGUGGUGCUUAACUCCUCAGAACUAUACAUUAUCUGGACUGAAUAAAUAUUUCAAAGUUCUUGCCUUAAGCCAAGAUUCAAGGAAUUUGACAUACGUAUCUGUUGUAGAAGGGUAUAAGUAUCCUUAUUAUGGUGUUGCCUUUCAUCCAGAAAAAGUAAUGUUUGAAUGGGUGCUUUCUAAAACUCAUCAUAACAUACCUCAUAAUGCUGCGGCUAUACGUGUUUCUCAAUAUUUUGCAAAUUUUUUUGUGAAUGAAGCAAGGAAAAGUACUCACAAGUUUCCUAGCAAAGAAAUGGAAGAUUCUGUUCUAAUUUAUAAUUAUAAUCCAGUUUUCACUGGCAAGCAUGGAAACAAUCCUGUUGUUCAAAAUUAUUACUUUACCUAAAUUGUAUAUUUUUCUAUUUAGCUAACAUAAAACUCUUCAUAAUAGCAGAAUAA